Leguminivora glycinivorella is the source of this 2358-nucleotide messenger RNA. RefSeq lists its product as uncharacterized. The transcript is spliced from 9 exons. The coding region runs from base 60 to 1643 and encodes 527 amino acids. The record is from RefSeq and is a predicted model, not a curated record. NCBI's taxonomy places the organism in Eukaryota, Metazoa, Arthropoda, Insecta, Lepidoptera, Tortricidae.
CCUAAGUUGAAAUCAUACUUUUUUAAUAAAUUUUAUUUGUUGUUCUUCAGUUGCAUCUUAUGUUAGUGAGAACACCAAGUUCACCUACAAUGAGCUGCCACGAAGACGAUGAUUCAGAGGACGACUUACCGUGCGUGAGUCUAAGUCAAUCGACUGGUGGAAAGAGUGAGUUGGAGAUGCCUCCGGCGUCGCAGGUGGCGUCGUUGCGAGCUCGCGAGGACGCAGCAGAGCGCGCGUUGCAAGAUAUUCACGAGAACAAUGAUCCACUUUUGGUUAGCCUGUCCAGAAGUACCAGCCAGAGCUCGACCAGUGAGGAGGGUGAGGCAGCAUUAUCGGCAGCAGUAUCAGCUUUACAAGUAGACGAAACUCCGCCUCACACUCGCGGGAUGUGUGCGGAGCGACUACAGCUACUUACGGCUAUAAGAGAUAAUCUUUCAGAAGAUCGGGAGUUUCUUGAUAGUUAUAUUAAGAUGAUGAAGGAGAAACCGGGAGCGGUGGAUGGUGUUACAGAACAUAUUCUGCAAGGAAUAUCAUCCGCCCUAAUAUCCGGUCGCAGCCCAAACAUCCCCAGCGCGGCCGUUUGGCUGCUAAGCGUGGCUCUUAGCACACCUCGCUCGCUUCGCACGCGUCGCGCGCUACACGCCAUCUUGGAUCAAGCUAGUGAUAAACAAGUGAACGUGUUGGCUGCAGCUUCUUGUGCAGCUAUUCAAGAUGCGGAUCAAUUGCUAGCAGCAUAUGAUGCAGUACGGACUGGUACAAAACGCGGAGCUGACCAACUAGCAGCUAUCUUACUCGCACACGCCAUGGCUAGAGCUUUAGCUCAAAAGGAAACACUACCGUCCCAUUCUGACCCACCUUCCCCUUUGUCUUCUGAAUCUAUAAAACUGGUUCGAACUUCUUGGCGAAAGCUGCCAACUCGAUCACAGCUCACGUUGUUACGCUGCGUCGGUCGGGCGCUUGCUGCGGCGGGGGAUAGUGGGGACGUAGGGGAAAAGGGGGGCAAAGAGGAACAGAGGGACGUGAAAAAAGAAUCUGCGAAUGAAAAUGCGGGAGAGAAAAUGGACACUGAUGAAGUAGGAAAUGAAACAGUGAAAAUAGACAGCAUUCUUCCAAAAACAGAAAGCAGUGCCAUAGAUACACUAGAAUCAAAUAAUAAAAGUAGUAAAAUAGAGGAGGGUGGAGCAGCGUUAUUAGCGGCCAUAGGACAACCUUUACCUAGAGCUUCGGCCUUCGAUAUUAAUAGACAACAGGUAUUAACGAACGUAUCAAAACUCCAGCUAAUCUUCCGUAAAAGAUUCAUAACGGACCCAAAGGACCCAUUAGAUGCCCCAUUAAAUUGCUCACAAAAUUCCUUAGACCAGUCUCUAGAAGCCACACCUACUAAACCUGAGCUCAAAGUUCAAAUACCUAUGAAAAUAAUCGCCCCUAUGAAACUACAGUUCCCAAUUUUAACUACUAGUUUAAAAGUACCUGAAAUCAAAGAAGGGCCUAUAAAAAAAAUCGCAAAGGGACAGAAGAAGUUGGAAGAGUUUUUUAAACCGCGAGCAAAAGUGACGGAAAGUGAAGAUAAGUCGCCGGACGCGAAAAGGUUUAAAACGCAGAGGUUAGAACGGAAACGUGCUCAGAAAAAUGGGAAAAGUUAGUUCUAUAAGUAUAAUAAUUUAAUUAGUUAUACAGGCUGAUUUAAACUAACACAAUUUUCACUCAUAUACAGAUCGGACAUUUGGGCGUCAUUCUAAAAACAUAAGUUUAAUUAUUCCGAAAAUGUCAUACAAAUGACGCCCAACUGUCCGAUCUCUGCUCAUAUUAAAACGGGACUUUAUCAUUAUUGGCCAGACGUUUCGUUCGUAAUUUCACGGACAAAACAACGGGCCAAAUGUAAACGUAAGUCUUACACGAUAAAGUCCCGUUAUUUAACUAAGGGCCAGUUGCAUCAACCACAUUUGACAGACACAUCAUCGUCACGCAGCAGACGUCUAUGAAACUUCCCAUACAAUAAAAUUUUACGAACGCUUUAACGGUGACAGACGGUUUGGUGCAACCGGCCCUUAGUAAUGAUUAAAAAAUUACCAAAACUAAGUUGUAGAAUGAGCUACCUUUUGAGAGGUUUCCCUUGCGCUAUGAUUCUUCAAAGCAGUUAUUUAGGGUUCUCAAAGAUCGGCAACGCAAAUUUUUCCCCUGAUGUUGCUUAUGUCCAUUGGCGGCGAUGACGCUUCCUAUCAGGCUCGUCUGCUCGUUUGCUACCUAUAUCAUACAAAAAACGCGUUGGCGGACCGAAAUAGUGUGUUCAGAGAAAAGUGAUUUUGUUAAAACUAUUUUUCAGUACAGAUGGUGUUUUUUUUACGCACUAGUGCGAGA